Molecule: messenger RNA, 1548 nt
Organism: Ogataea angusta
Lineage: Eukaryota; Fungi; Ascomycota; Pichiomycetes; Pichiales; Pichiaceae
Exons: 1
Coding region: 1-1548 (515 amino acids)
Biological process (GO): carboxylic acid metabolic process
Cellular component (GO): cytoplasm
Molecular function (GO): carboxy-lyase activity; pyridoxal phosphate binding
Source: RefSeq, a predicted model, not a curated record
AUGACAAUUUCGCAGAAUUCUCAUAAUAGCUCACCGGCCCUGAGCUCGCGGAUCGAGUCUAACAGAGCCAAGGAGAUGGAGGAGCUCGUCAUUCCUACCAUUCAGCUCAUAAUUCAGCAGAUCAAAGAUACGGACGAAGGCAAAAGAUCGCUGGGUGUCAGAUAUGAGGAUCCCAAGAUGCUGUAUCCGAUUUUAGGUCUGGACAAGCUGUCGCUGGAAAAUGGACUGCGGGAAGACAGCAAAGCCUCUGAGAAGCUGCUGGCUACGGUCAAGUCAAUUCUGGACAACUCAGUCAACACGUGGCACCCGGGCUUCCUGGAUAAACUGUACGCCUCGACCAACCCUAUUGGUGUGUUAUCGGAUGUCGUUCUUUCUGUGCUGAAUACGAACGCUCACGUUUUCACAGUGUCACCGGCUUUGACCGUGAUUGAGCGCAAAGUAGCGCAGAAAUACGCUGCUCUGUUUGGCUUCACAGGGAAGAACGCUGGUGGACUAACAUUCAGCGGCGGUUCAUGGUCAAACAUCACGAGCUUGCACAUGGCAAGAAGCCUGCUAUAUCCAGAAACCAAGGUGGAUGGAAACACGCAUAGGUUCGCUAUCUACACAAGUGUACAUUCGCAUUACAGUGUCGAAAAAGCUGCUAUCCUUUUGGGACUUGGAGCUAAUAGUGUGUUUAAGAUACCUGUUGACAGAAAGGGCAGAAUGCUGGUCUCAGAGCUAGAAAAGACCAUCCAGGAGACCAAGAACAGGGGCUACACUCCUCUGUAUGUGAACGCCACAGCCGGAACCACAGUUUUCGGCUCGUUCGACCCAUUUGAGGAUAUAGCUCCCGUCGCCAAAAAAUACGGCGUGUGGUUCCACAUCGACGGUUCCUGGGGAGGAAACGCCAUUUUCAGCACGAACAAAGCUGGCCAAUUGGCCGGAUCCCAUCUAGCGGACUCUAUCACUUCCAAUCCGCACAAAAUGCUGGGUGUCCCUACAACGUGCUCGUUUUUGCUAGUUCCCAACGACCGUGUGUUCACACAGGCAAAUUCCCUGUCUGCUCCGUAUCUUUUCCAUAACGCCCAGGACGACAAUGAGAACUUCGAUCUUGCGAACGGAACCAUGGGCUGCGGCCGUCGCGCAGACGCUCUGAAAUUUUAUCUCGGCUGGCUGUAUUAUGGAACAAAUGGAUACAGAGAACGAGUCGACCACGCUUACGCAAUAGCCGAGUACUUCACGGAAAGGGCCUCCCAGACGCCGGGAUUCACGGUAGUCAGCGAUACCCCGCUCCAGUGUCUCCAGGUGUGCUUCUAUUACAACCCAGAAAACCAGAAGCUGACCGGAGCAGAGCGCACUCACGUGACCAGACAUAUAGCCACGCGGUUGCAUGCGAGCGGGCAGUUUCUGGUGGACUAUGCGCCUAAUCCGGACGACGCAGCUAACAACGAGGACAAUGGGGAGUUUUUCAGAGUGGUUUUCAAUUCGCCAAUCGUGUCCAGUGAUGUGGUGGACCAGCUGAUAGAUAAAAUAGUAGAGGUUGGCAAAACGGUGCCCAAAUUGGAUUAA